Closterium sp. Yama58-4 is the source of this 2913-nucleotide messenger RNA. NCBI's taxonomy places the organism in Eukaryota, Viridiplantae, Streptophyta, Zygnematophyceae, Desmidiales, Closteriaceae. The record is from the annotation of a GenBank genome assembly.
AUGGACUACAUGCUAGCGGCUUACGCAGGAGAUAACCCCUUCCUGCUGGGAUGGCAGGAGUCCUCUUUCACCAACUUCCCCGCGUCCUUCUGGAACGUCGCCGUCGGUCGGCCGUGUCCGGGCAACACCACGGACCUGCCGUACGCGGGCGUCUCCUGCAACGACCAGGGCUACGUCACUUCCGUGGAUUUGAGUUACCCGUCGUUCCCGGCGGGCGUGCCCAAGCUGCAGGGUGGCUUGGACUGGAACAUUUCGGGCGUGCUCUUUCUCGAGCGCCUCGACGUCUCCUACAACCUUCUGGAAGGCCCUCUGCCGCCGCAGCUGGGGCUGGCGCCAAGCCUCAAGUCACUCAACCUAGAGCGCAAUCAGCUCAACGGCACGCUCGACGACAUGCUCUGCUACCUCGACAAACUCGAGUGCCUCCAUCUUGCCGACAACAACUUCACCGGCUCGCUGCCCUGGUGCUUCAAGCGCUUCCCCUGCCCCGACUUCGCGGGCAACCCACAUUUGAACACCAGCGGAUGCUUGGAUGUGACCUACAAGAGCUGUCCCAACAACUACACGGCGGUCGCAGCCCCACCACCCGCGGGGGCGACGGGGCUGGGCGUGGGCGCGGUCAUUGGAAUCGUCUUUGGCUCGCUCGCGCUCUUCGCGCUGGGCGUGGCGCUCUUCUUCUACAUCCGCUUCAAGCAGGAGGAGAAGCGCAAGCGCGAGGAGGCUGAAAGGCUCGCGCAGGACAUUGAGACCCAAAUCUCAACGCGUCACUUCGGCACGCUGAGGCGCUUCUCAGUGGACGAGCUGUCAAAGGCAACCAACGGGUUUGACGACGACAACAUGCUGGGCGAGGGCGGGUUCAGCAAGGUGUACAAGGGCAAGCUGGAGGACGGCAAGUUUGUUGCCGUCAAGAGGAUCAAGGAGGAGAAGAAGUCAGGUGGAGAGCUCAUGUUCCUGUCGGAAGUGGAGCUCAUCAGCCGCGCCGUGCACCGCAACGUCAUGCACUCAGAGGGCUUCUGCGUGGAGAAGGGCGAGUGCAUGCUCGUGCUGCCCUUCUAUGCUAAUGGCUCUGUGGCGUCCCGCACUCAAGGCAAGGAGGGCAACCCCAUGGACUGGCACACGCGCAUGAAGGUCGCCCGCGGCGCCGCAGAAGGCAUCGCAUACAUGCACACGGACUGCAACCCGAAGCUCAUUCACCGCGACAUCAAGGCCGCGAACGUGCUCCUCGACGAGAACGACGAGGCAGUGAUCGCUGAUUUCGGGCUGGCCAAGGAGAUGGACGUGCAUGAGAGCCACGCGUCCACUGCUGUGAAGGGAACUAUUGGUCAUAUUGCGCCAGAGUACUUUGUGAGCGGGCAGUGCUCGGAGAAGACGGACGUGUAUGCGUUCGGAGUGUUCCUGCUGGAGCUCGUGUCGGGCAAGGACGUGUUUGAGCUCACUCUGCCGCCCGAAGCCGAGGAGCUGCUUCUCAGGGACUGGGUGGCCAACAUGCUCCGCGACGGCAAGAUCCCCGAAUUCGUGGACAACGACCUCACCCGAUUGGGCUACGAUGAGGCUGACGUGGCAAAGAUGCUCCAGGUGGCGCUGCUCUGCAUGAAGCACGACGCGGUGGACCGCCCAACCAUGGAUGAGGUGGCAAAGAUGCUGUCUGGAAAGGCCCUGGCGGACAAGUGGGAGAAGUGGCAGGAGGAGGCAGCGAAAAUGUCAGGCGAGGAUGUUAUGGCGGUGGUGAACACGCCUGCUAUCUGGGAGAAUACCACCACUGGUAUCUCGCUCGAUGCCUUCAACCUCGACGUGAUCGAAGUUUGGGAACCCCAAGCGGAUCGCUACUUGCUUGCUCUGUGCUUCUACGGCCGACUGUCCAAUCAGGAGGACUGCAUGCGAAGCUACUUGGUCUUCGCGGCGCUUCUGAACCGCACGCUUUUGGUGCCAGACCCGGGAUUCGCGCAUCACCACCAGACGUGGUACAGAUGGCGAUGGAGCCUGAUAUUCGACAUCCCGCACAUCCAGACGUGCCUGGCGGACGCGUACGGGAACAACACCGUGCUUACAGUGGAGGAGCUUGUAUCGAGGACGAACCAGAAUGUGACUGUAGACCACAUUGCUUGUGCCAACGGGAGGUCCUGCAUGGAUUCGAUUCAAAUGUCCCUCGCCCAACUUCCCAACGUCACACUGCCUGCCAAGCUCGAGCACCCUCUGGAGUCCCUCCCCCCUGGGGGCCUCGCCGAUUUCCUCUCUGCCUAUGCUCCCUACGCCAACUCUCGCGUGCUCAGCCUUGGGAACGUCUAUGGCUUCUCAAUGUACGGCAAGUCUGGAAAGAUGCUGCACGAAUUCAAGCCUCCUUUCCGAACCUCGUGCCUGGACCUCUGGGAGCCGCCUCCAGUGGUUCGGAGGUUCGUCUCGGGGUUUGUUGAUACUUUCCUGGGAGAUGACUAUGCAGCUGUGCAUAUGAGGAGAGGGGAUUUCUCGCAUGCGUAUCUGAGACAUGAGGAAAAGGAGCAGAGCAGGGACCCGGCAUUUCUGCCGAUCGCGUCUAUUGCACGCUACAUUAUAUCGCGAUUCAGCGGCCGUGGCAUAAGUAUUCUGUAUCUUGCCACUGACGCAAGCCUGACGGAAGUGCAAUUCCUGGAGAAGCUGCUGCUGGAGUUGGACUCCAAAGCCCCCUUCGUUGUAGAGAGGCUUCCCGAAUUCACCAAGGGCUCGUUGGAGUACAACGAGUACGACUGGGUGCGUGAUUUUGAAGACUUGGAUGAGGAGGACAAAGGUAUUCUCAGGGCCCUCGCGGAGAAGCACAUAUGCGCAAGAGCGCAAUACUUUAUUGGUACACCCAAGUCCACGUUUUCAGCUGAUAUAUUCAGAUUGAGAGAGGUGGAAAGGCGUUCAUCAGAAGUAGACUCUUACUUCGGGGAUGCUAAAUGA